Messenger RNA from Macrosteles quadrilineatus (aster leafhopper), 8696 nucleotides. RefSeq names its product gamma-tubulin complex component 3-like. Lineage: Eukaryota; Metazoa; Arthropoda; Insecta; Hemiptera; Cicadellidae. Gene Ontology annotation, cellular component: centrosome; spindle pole; equatorial microtubule organizing center. The record is from RefSeq and is a predicted model, not a curated record. Gene Ontology annotation, molecular function: gamma-tubulin binding; microtubule minus-end binding. Gene Ontology annotation, biological process: mitotic cell cycle; spindle assembly; meiotic cell cycle.
GUCAAAGUAAUGGCGUUGUUUAGCUAAGUGUUUGAAUUGUGUAUAUUGUCAAUUAAUUUAUACGUGGGUUGAUAUUUAUUUGGUUGAUAGACUACAUAUUUAUCUUAUUUAUAAAACAAAAGUACAGGACAGUCUUUUUUUGGAUGUUGUAGUAUGGAUAAAUGAAAUGAACUGCUUAUUCUAAUGCCAUUUUGAAACGCACUGUAAAGGGCCAAAAUACCUGUAGUCUAGCCUAGGCCUAUGUAAAUAUAAAAUCUCUCUAAUCGGCUUUUGACAUUAAGUUUAAUCCUUGCUUGACUUGAUAUUAAUCAUUAUGUCAACCAGUGAACAAAAUGUGCCAACUUCACAGUCCCUCAUCAAGGAGUUAUGCAGACAGAUGUGUCCAGGCAUUGAUUCAGCCAACCUGGCCAGAAUGUCGAAGGCUGCAAUUACUACUCUCUGCAGGUUUGAUACCACAAACAGCACAUUCCUGUCGGACAAUGAUGAGUUUGCAGUGGCAGAGAGGAUCAAAAAGCAUUUACAGUCCCGAGGUCAAGAUGCUUCGGUAUUUGAUGCACUACAUAAGAAGCUCAUCACUGUGUCCCGCUAUAAGAUGCAGAACAGGUCUGCAGUGUUGACGUUGUUCCUGAAGCUCAGCGAGGCUGAGAGCUCGUCCAAUGGCAACCUAGACUUCAGCAACAUUUCACAACACAGCUUUGACAGCCUGGCCAUUCCCAGACACCGUACUGUGUCGGAGACGCAAAGCACAAAGCGAUCUCCGAGUUUCCGAGGGCUUCCUACAUCAACCAAGCAGUCUGUGGAAUCCAUGAACCGUAGCAAUGGUCUUCCGAAAGAAAACUCAGUGAGUAUAAAUGUAAAUACCGAACGGCGCAUCAACCGUAGCAGCUCUGAGAGGCCUGAAAUGUUGACCAGGACAUUGCCCUCGUCUCAGACACCACCUCGGACACAACGCUUUGCUCCUGGUAAAUAUGACGUCACAGAAUUGCAAAUCAUCAAAGAACUUCUCUUCUGUUUUCAAGGAAUUGAAGGAGACAUACUGAGACUGGAUAACGAUAAUGGAUUUAAAAUUGAUCCUUUGGCUAAAGUAACUCAGCCCAACAUGGUCAGAUCACUGAUGGAGAUGGGUUACCUACACAACUGUGUGACCAGCAGUUGUCAACAGUUGGAGGAGAAGGGAGGUAACGUGGCCCGAGGACUGACUACAGCUAUACGAGCUCAGCUCACUGAGUACUACAGCACAGUUGCGGAGCUCCACUCCAAGCUGAAGCAGACUCAGUCGAUGUCACAAAUAGAUGACUCGCCUCUAAGUGAGGAAACGUCCAGUCAUUUUGUCCAGACAGGGCUGACACUACGACGGCUGCUGGUGUGGAUGCGAGAGCCGCGAAGGAGGUUUCAAGUGUUGGUAGACCUGUGUCAGGUGUGCAUGGAUCUGCGCGGCGGAGCUAUCAUCAGUGCAGCCUACCCCUACAGCUAUCACGGCUCUCUGGAAGUACAGAAGACUGCCACUAAACUCCUGGCUGCGGCCGCUAGACCGUUGUUUACACUGAUGUGCCAUUGGAUAGUUCAAGGCGAACUCUAUGACCCUUACGAUGAGUUCUUCGUCGGAGUCAACAAAAUGUGUCUACCUCACAAUCAAUGGAAAGAUAAAUAUUUUUUAAGGAACAGUCUAGUACCAGCUGUGAUGACAGAGCAGCAGGCCAUGAUGGUGCUCAGUGCUGGUCGAUGUAUCAACUUCCUCAACGAGAUCUGCAGCCACAAGAUGGAAGUGACCGGUGCCCGAGCGAAGCUGCGCAAACUCCACACGGCUAAAGAGGGGGAGUUUCUGCAGCUGGCAGAGCCGGCCAGUCCGUUGGCCAUCAUCAUAGAAGCUGCCUGUAGGGAGGCCUCUCAGCUAGUGCUAGAGACUCUCAAGUCACAGUUCUAUGUGUUACUCUCUAUGUUUGUUCUACAGAGGGGGAGUUUCUGCAGCUGGCAGAGCCGGCCAGUCUUGGCCAUCAUCAUAGAAGCUGCCUGUAGGGAGGCCUCUCAGCUAGUGUUAGAGACUCUCAAGUCACAGUUCAAGCUGUUUGUCAACUUCCAUGGUCUGAGGAGGUACAUGCUGAUGGGACAGGGUGACUUCUACCGCUACCUCAUACAGCUGCUUGAACCCGAGUUGAACAAGAAUGUGGAUCAGGUGUACCAACACACACUGGUGAGCAUCUUAGACACAGCUAUCAGGUCUACCAACUGUCAGUACGAGGACAAGGAGGUGUUGUCUCGUCUAUGUGUCAAGACGUUUGACGCUAGUCUGGGCGAGACAGGCUGGGACACGUUCACCAUGGCAUACAACACUUAUGGACCUCUGGAUACGGUGUUCCAGCUGGGAGAUGGUACAUACCAGGCGAUGUUCUUGUUUCUGUGGCAGCUCAAGAGGGUGGAAUACUCUCUGUCUAACUUCCGCAAGGAGCAAACAUGUGUUUUGAAGAAGCUGCAAAUACGUCAGGACUUCCGAGAAUUACAAACGAUGUUAAACACAUGCAGUCUCAUGACAGCAGAGAUGGUUCACUACAUCAACCAAGUGCUGUACUACAUCAUGUUCGAGGUGAUUGAAUGUGCGUUUGAAAGCUUCGCAGCCAAGUUUAAUUCGGCUACGACCAUCGAGGAAGUGAUCCACGACCAUGAAAUCUUCCUUCAGGAGAUCAAGACAAAGACAUUGAAAGACGACAGUGAAACGUCCAGGGAGCUCUUCAAGGUUAUGACAUCAUUGAACCUGGCUAUCCUGAACCUGGUGAGUUACGGAGGUCAGUUCCUGGAGCGGGCCGAGGCUGAACUAGAGAGGAGGGUAGCUCGUGAUCGGAGGGUGGAGGCCGAGGGAACAAACUAUGAGGAAGAGGCGCAAAAUCAGAAGGCAGUGAGCUCUUUCAACAUCAAGAUUCACUACGCUACUAAGGAGAUUAAUAAUAUCUGCCACACAUAUAAGGAAAACGUCCGUAAGCUGCUUGUACAACUGUCUACUCAGCAGACAGAUUUGCAGCUGCUUUGCAUGCGGUUGGACUUCAACGAGUUUUAUAAGAGAUCAGAGCCGGAACUUUCAGAGAAUUUAAAGCUUGGUCGUGUCACAAAUUUCAAUUCUGCAAUGAGGAGCUCGAUGCAAGGCUCGCUGCAAGGUUCGAUGCACGAAUGACCUGAGUCCCCCACUCCACCGGCAUCACCACCUUUGCCAAGAGAAGAGAGACAAGUCAAUGAAGAUUCACCGAAAGAAAUGGCUCCCCCGGAACUAUACCCCCACCUAGAUAAUGCUUGUAAUAAUGUCCAUCCAGCAGACGAAUAUGUCAACGAGGGAUUGUAUGAUAACAGCGAUACAGAGAGCUCCAUAGAUCAGAUGGUCGAUGAAAAUAUUUCCUUAAGAGAAGCGGACCUGGACCGAGAUCUUCUACUUGGCGAAGACAUUUACGAAACAAUCGAUUACUACAGCAGGAACGUAAACCGAGAGUUUGACAAUAUAAGCCCAGUUGUGUUUGAGUCUUACUCAGCGUCCAGUGGUAGUGAAGAAAGCAUAAACCAUUCUGCAGAUUGUGAGGUUAAGUUUGUCGAUCAUUCUGACAGUUCGCAUUCAGAUGUAGGUUACUCUUCUAAUUUGAACACUACCAACAACGAUGAAAGUCUGAUAGAAUUUGAUGUGAAGAAAAAGGAAAGCUUUUGCUCUUACCAACCGAGGAAGAUCUCUAAAGAGGAUCCGAUGGGGAGAAGUGUCAGUGAUUCUUUCCUGGAUAGAGUAAAGGGUUUUAGAUUUUUGAAGGGGAAGAAGUCCAAAAACAAGACUAAAAGCCUGUCGAAGACAAAUGACUACGAGGUAUCAGCAAGCAGUCAUAAAGAGUUAGGUGAUUCUGGUGUGAUGAACUAUGGUAGUACCGAGGGCGUUCACACAGUAGACUUUGAUGAUAGUCUCAGGGAAGAUCAGUUUGAAUCUCUCAAUAGAAAAUUUGGUAAGAACAAAAAACAUGAUGGGUUCAACCCCUGCUGCGUUGGCUGACUAUUAGACGAGUCGUAGGACAAGUAAUUUUUGCAUCCGUCAUCUUGCCUAUGAAUAUCUUUACGAUAGAUUAAUUUAUUGUUCUUAAUGUUUUAUCUCAAUUUUAUUCCUAAUCCAUAAAAUCUUUUGUCAACAUUUUUCAACUAAAAAUAACUGCCAGUCUUAUGUGUUUCAGUAUACAAUGUUGAAAGCAUACAUAUCAUUUAAAUUGUUUAAGAACUUGGAAUAUCUUUUGCUGUUAAACUCUGCCUGGCAGUUUUUCAACAUUUGGGUUAAAGAAGUUAGAACAUUACAAUCAAUUUUUUAGUAAUAUUAAGUUUUAAUGGCAAAUUUUAGAAUGAUUGCAUUUUAAUGUCAAAGUCACUGUAACCCUCUAUUGAGCCAAAUGAACAAUUAAUUGUUAUCAUACAUGUUCUCUGUACAAAAUAGUUGGUAAGAAACUAGGUUUAAGACCCAGAAUAGGUCAAUAAAUCUCCGACAUGUUAGUGAGGAAGUCCCCUAUAAGUAUUAGCUUGAAUUUUUGCCAUCACUAGUUUUUAGCUAUCACAUCACCUUUUACAUUCAUGUGCCACUCUUGUUAGUUUCUUAACUAGUUAAUUGGUUUAAGAUUGGCCAAACAGAAACAUUGUUAACAAAAUUUGUGCCAUAGUUUUAGUAUUUGAAAAUGAUGGCUCGUUACUUUUAGUUAGUUCAGCUAUAAGAAAAUUCUAGUACCGAUUGGAAACGUCCUCCUUUCAAACUUAAAUUAGGCUAUCAUAGUUCUAUGUAAUAGGACUAUACAUUCGUUUAUAUUCAAACUCCAAUGUAAACGUUGAUUAAGAAGUGCUGUAUUCAUUUACAUGAUUAACACUUCUCGUGAAAAACAGAAUUUCCCUUGUAAACACUGAACAACUUAAAAAAACCAUGUAGCCUAAACAAAACUAGUGUUGUUUUGCUUUAUGUAAAAUCCCGUGUUAACUUUGCUUUACUUCUGCAAUGCCUUGCUUGAUUGAUAACGAAAACUGUUUUAACUAUUUAAUUUUUAUAAGUUUGUAUUCACUUCACUUUCGGAUAUCAACAACUUUGCUGCUGAUACUUUUUAAGGUUCACUGUAGCUUCUCAGAAUCCCUUUUUUAUUCUGAUAUUACAAAAGUCAAAAUACUAAAAUAGCUUUCAAUAAUUUUAGUUAUUGCAAACGCAAACAGUGAAGGACAAUUUUUUAAUCUUUUAUAUUUGGUAAAUCAUGCUAGAGUAUUUUUAUAAUGGAUCGAUUACAUAGAACUACGAUAAAGAAAUAACAUGUUUAGCACACUUCCCAAUCUCUGAUAUAUCUUUGUAAAUAUUAACCACAGCGGUUGCUGUUUCAUAGUGAGAUAAGUGUUAUUUAUUACUCAAUUGUGCUCUCUUAAAAUAGUGUUAAUUAUUCUAUUUAUUUGUGUGUUUUAUGUAAGAUGGUUUGUUACAAUGAAAGAAAUGUGUCGUAUGUUCAAAUUUGAUAUUUUAAUCUAAUGUUAGUCAACUAGAUGAUCUUGUAUCUGUUUUGUUGUUUCACAUAAACAUUUUUUUGAAACACUUUUGAUGUACAAUACCUAUUAUAGCCUAGUUAUUGUAGUUCAUAAACUUAAGAUGAUUUUUUUGUUACUGCUUUGAUGUACAUAUUUUCCUUUAGAUUUUAUUUGUAAUUUUAAAAAUCCAUAGGUGUAAUUUUGGUCUUUCUCGAGCUUAGUUAAAGUACAUUAAGUAAAUAAAAUAUUUUUGUAUUUUUAAGUAGACUGCUUAGUUAAAACUGAUCUUAAAAUCAUAAGAAUUAGUUGCGUUAACGCUUAUUUUUUUGUGGCAUAUAUUUUUCUUUGAUGAUACAUUUGUAUACUCAAGGCUGUUUAAAAUCAAUAUACAUGAAGAAUCGAGAAUUUAUGUCUGAAAACAGGUGUAACAAGUAAUUUACAAUAUAAGUGUUUAGUUUCUUUAAGAUGACGUGCUGACACUCCGACUAGUUAACUUGGCUGUGUCAGUGAUUCAAUGAGAAAGGGAAGGAUUAAAUCAAACUUGGCUAUUUCGUAGCUUUGAUCUUCAAUGAAAAAUCCUAGGUAAACAUAAUAUGCUACAAUAUUAGGCCUAUAUGCUGCUGACGUUUGGCAUUUAAUAUUCAUUUAGUAGGGAAAUAAAAAAAAAAAUUAAAUUAGUACAAUAACUUAGUGAAAUAUGUAUUGGCCUCAGUAGUCAUUGUUUUAAUGUUUAAGAUUUUCUUGGGAUGUACACAGCAGACAUAUCCAAAGUUCUAAGAUUACUGUUUACAACAUAACUCAUUUUCCCUUAAUUCUUGGUAACUAAGUUUUUAACUUGUAAAUAACAAAAAUGAGGUCUUCACUUCAAUAAUGGCAAUUUAGUCUUACGAAGCUUAGUUCAUCCCAGUACAUACUAAUUGUUAAACUUGUGUUAUAUGUUACUCAUUAUUGUGAUAAUACUAUCCACCAUAUCAAAAUUAAGUACAGUAUGGUAUUUGUAUGUACAUAGAAUUUCCAGUGUUAGGUGCGUUUUAUAAGCUUCUCUGAUUUAGCUUUGUAUAAUGUUACCAUUUUUAGUAUUGUUAAUUUUGUGUCAUAAUUUGAUUUGAAAAUAACUGUGCAAAGUUUAAUUGUGGUGCCUUUAUGCUUGAUCAAACUAUUGAGUGCUUUGAACGAUUUAAGUUAAGCUGUUAGUUUGAGUUUGUGAAACAUUUUUAUAGUUGCUUCAAAUAAGUUUCCCUCUCAAAGCUGUUUGUGUCAUAUUUGUUUAGCUUAUGGCUUUUAUACUCUGUUACAUUGUUAUAAACUAUUGCUAUGUUAGGUUUUUUUUAAGUCAAACAGUUUAAAAUCUUUAUUAUAGUGUCUUCCAAUCCAUCCUGAAUCCCAAACAUUCUUUUUUAGCAACUGUAGUAAAAAAAGACUCAGCUAAAUUCUUAAAUAACUAUAAAAAACGAAUGGAUAAAGAAAGUAACCAAAAAGCCUGCUUGAGAUGCAACUAAAAAAUUCAAUCAUCAUAUCAACUUCCAUCCGAGCUGUCCACCAUUUUUUAAAGUAGAUCUCUGCUACAAACAGAUGACCCCUCAGGAGCUGCAGAAUAGACCUGACCGAGACGGAAUCCAAUCGUUUAAUCUGUGUAAAUAGACAACGCCUCAGAUUGAUUGGUCAUUGAUUAACUAAUUAUUGAACCCAAUGUCCUACCGUGGAUUUUCCUACAUUGGUCCAGUAGUUGAAGUUCAAAUCCUGUUAAUCGCCAAUGGUUUCAUUUGUAUUAAAUUGUCACCCGUUAGUUCAACGCCAACCUCAAGCCUUAGGUCAAUGUUACUAUAUUGUUAUAGUUUUAAUACUAAACUUUCAGUACCACCUAAUUUAAAUUUAAAAUAGUUAGUUUUAUAGUUGCAUUAAAAUAUAUUUAGUUUAAUUGAAUUGGCAAGUAUUUUUACUCUAGAAGCGUUGAUGACAUAAUCUUUUCCAUUUGUAAAUGGUAGUUUAUUGCGUAAACUUGUAAAAAAUAACAAAUUUUAUGUUUAUUUUAAACUCAAAUUGUAUUGUUGUACAAUUACCUCAAAUCAGCUCCAACAACAAAACAUUCAAAAACUAAAGUUUGUUCAGAAAAUUUAGGCUGUUUAAGGGGUAGGUUUCCCGGGUUCCCCAACCAUUUUUUUAGCUUAAUGUAUAACAACUGAUCAGCUGUUGGGUGUUGUUUCAAUGAUAUUGUGAGGUGGAGGGGAUAGAUUCGCUCCCCCUAAUAUCGCCUAAUCUUUGUGAACUGUGUGAUCUUUGUAAUAGCUGUAAUAUAUUAGAUUAUAAUUUAUAAUGUAUUGGUCUUUAUUAGCCCUAAGUUUCAUGAAAUAUAGUUCUAUAUACACUCUUUCAAAACAAUAUUGUUGAAAUAACCCCUAUUACUUAUUUGUGUUUAAAAUACUGUAGAACCACCUUAAAAAUGUUAUGUUAGCGUUCUUGAUGCUGAGAAUUCGGUUAUAAUACAUUGUUGUAUUUGUUGUUUGUUAAACCUACAUGAUGCUAAUAAACUAAUAUUUGGUUACUAGCACUUUGGCAUAUUUAACAUACUAACUGAAACCUCUUUAUAUUUAGAGCUACAAGAAAAAAUCUGUUGGUUCUAAAAUUGAUCAGGUUUAACAUUCUUGAUUAAAUAUUACAAGAGUGUUAUAAUUAAUUGUUCUGCUUAGCUUUGUUUUAGUUGCUGUGUUUUGAUCUCAAUUACUGUUAGAUCUCUAAAACUGAAUCGUUUGAAGUUAAAGUAGUUAUAUUUUCUUUGAAAAAAACUAAAGUAGUUAGGAAAGUUACUUAUAUAAUGAUGUAAUCUCAUCAAAAUUUAGCUAAAGCACUCAUUUACUUAAAUCUUACAGAUAUUGCUUUUGGAUCAAUACUAUAAUGAAACAACUAGCAUUUAUUUAUAUUGAAUAAGAAAAGUUUCCCUUACAACAUUAGCCUAGUUAAACAAUGUUUCGUUUAAGCAUAAACAUAUUACUUAUUAACAGUAGAAACACUGCAGUAAACGUUUUCGACUGAAGAGUUAAAUUUAGUAGUUAAUGUAUAUUUUGAAUUUAUUUUUCCAUGUAUAUAUUUGUACCAUCUGAAACAUUUUAGUGUGUUCUCUGCCGCACAAUUAAUUGUUAAUAUGUGUAUAGUUUCCUUUUCUUGUUAAUUCUUAGUUUGUAAAUAAAUAAUACUUUGCCUAA